AUGCUGGGUGCGCAAUCCUUAGCAAACUCCACCACCUUUACCAAUGGUGUCGCUCUCAACGAGACUGGACUGAAGUUCUGGAAUUACACACUCUACGACAAUGGCACACUGUCCAACGGCUCGCGCUGCUUUCUCGCUUUUGGCCCGCAUAAACCCAUCCUUUUCUCGAACGGAACGUUCGUCAAUACGACCUCAUGCUACACACCCAUCAAUCCCAUUGGUGCCCGGGGCAUAACCGGACUUGUCUUUGGCUCUCUCUUUGCCCUAACGAUUCUGUUCUCCACGAUCAACCUUAGGAAACAUGGCCGCACAUACCUGCCUCGAGAAAGAGGGUGGAAACCGGUGGGCAGACGCUGGCCGUGGUAUUGGACCUUGGCGGUCGCCGCUUGUGGCAUCUUGAGCUCUUUUACCGCUGUCGACGUGGACAGAGACUACAUCGUCAACACGCCCAUCAUCCUCCAAAGCUUCUUCCUGGCCUUGAUGAUUCCGGUGUUGCUGGCUUGCGUUUGGGAAGCUGCGAGAAACUGGAGCUCAUUCUGCCAUCGUCAAUUCCAAGAGGCACAAACAUAUGCCUUGUCGGCUAACGCAUUCCACGAAAAAGCCAAUUUCUACCUUCCCUUACUCUUCUACGCCUUCGACUGCGCGGUGUUCUUCACGCUUGUUCCACGAUCUUGGUCGUUUGCCCAGAAGCAACGUUCGCCCACGCAGACUCAGGGAUUGGCUAGACCUGUUGCCCUCGACGCUCGAUUCAAAUCGGCCUCUGUCCUCGCGACAGUCUGUCUUGGACUUAUUGUCUUUCGGUUGGGUUAUGGCAGCAGGACCUACAGGGCAAAUAUCCCUACAACACUCUUACUGACUAUCAUUUGUCUCGGCUUACGCGUUGCGUACGUUCUUGCGGGAUCUUGGGUAUGGGAGCUAUCCCCAUUUCGUCGAGACUUGAGCGUUGGCUUGUUGUACGGACUCGGAUACGCACCAGCUCUUCUCAUUCUUGUGCUGCUCAACAUCCAUGGAUACAUGAAUGAAAAUGAAGACAAGGUAUUGAUUGCCCUGCGCGCGUCGAGGGUCGCAAACCGCCAGCCUGGUGGUUUAGGUCCCAGAGCCGCUCCGCAUCGCCAGGUGGAGUCUUCAGAAUGCCCAGCUCCUCCAGAAGACCUCCACUGGAAGAAAUUUCUCAUGCGACAAAUACAAGCCGAGCAGAGCAACAAGAUGAAAGUGGACACGCUUGGUGGCAGCGGCGUAGGCAAGAAGAAGACGCCAGACGGUGGCACUACGGGCAUAGACUCGCGAUUUACAGACACGGACAGCUCACUGCCACCUCCACAAUAUCAGAGGGACACACCCUACGAAUCCCGCAGAGACGGUCUGUCGCAGCCUGAGUCGUCCACCCACUCGCUACAAUCGCCACCUCAGGUAGUCAGGAGUAUGCUUGACGUCUGA
This is a messenger RNA of Fonsecaea monophora, 1437 nucleotides long. RefSeq lists its product as hypothetical. NCBI's taxonomy places the organism in Eukaryota, Fungi, Ascomycota, Eurotiomycetes, Chaetothyriales, Herpotrichiellaceae. Bases 1 to 1437 code for a protein of 478 amino acids. The record is from RefSeq and is a predicted model, not a curated record. The transcript has 4 exons.